Messenger RNA from Theobroma cacao (cacao), 6234 nucleotides. RefSeq names its product nuclear RNA polymerase D1B (gene NRPD1B). Gene Ontology annotation, molecular function: protein binding; DNA-directed RNA polymerase activity; DNA binding. The record is from RefSeq and is a predicted model, not a curated record. Gene Ontology annotation, biological process: DNA-templated transcription. NCBI's taxonomy places the organism in Eukaryota, Viridiplantae, Streptophyta, Magnoliopsida, Malvales, Malvaceae.
AAAAGGAAAAGCUAAAAACGAGGCCAAAAUUCCCUCAUGCAAAACGGAAAAAAGGAAAUUUUAAAAACUCCAAUUUCCGAACGCUAGUAAUUGUGCUGCUUCUCUCUCAUUUGACUCUCUAAAGCGGUUUUCCUCCCCCUCCUCUCUCUUUCUUUCACUGAGAGGGAGAGAGAAAGAGAAACUGUACAAAUUCAGGGAGCGACAUUUUUUUAUUUAAAAAAAAUUUUUAAUCAAAAUAAAUUUGUUUAUUUUGUGUACAUUUUCUCUUGCCUUCUCGGUUUCUCCCAAUAAAUAGACUUUUUGGUUUCUUCAGAAUCAUUUUUAGCUCCUACACUGAAAACCCAUUUGGUUUCCUCUCUUUUUAUGGUGUUUUUUUUAGGGCUUUAUAUAUUUUUUUAGUGUUUCAAAAAUCACAGUCUCAGACAAUACAGAACUAAGACAUUUGAGGGUUAGGUCAUUGAGGUAGACCAAAAGGAAGAAAAUUUUGAGUUUAAAGCAAGAGAGAUGGAGGAAAAUUCUUCAGCAAGUACUGUAGAUGGUGAGAUAGUUGGUAUAGGGUUCUGUUUGGCGACUCCUAGGGAAAUUUUUGCAGCAUCAAUCAGUGGCUUUCCUAUAAACCAUGUUAGUCAGCUCUCAAAUUCCUACCUUGGUCUGCCCCUUGAAUUUGGUAAAUGUAAUGCGUGUGGUACUUCUGAACCUGGUAAAUGUGAAGGUCAUUUUGGAUAUAUUGAAUUACCAAUACCAAUAUAUCAUCCUAGCCAUAUCAGUGAAUUGAAGCGACUGUUGAGUUUGCUGUGCUUGAAAUGCUUAAGAAUGAAGAACAAGUUUCAGAUUAAAAGUGGCAGCAUUUCUGACAGAUUGUUAGCAUCCUGUUGUGAGAAUGCUCCACAAGUUUCAAUCAAAGAGGUUAAAACAACAGAUGGUGCUUGUAGUUUGGAGUUGAAGCAGCCAUCUAGACAAGCAAGGACUUCCUGGGAAUUUUUAGAGAAAUAUGGUUUCCGCUAUGGUGAUCAUCACAACACUCGAACUCUGCUGCCUUGUGAGGUGAUGGAAAUUCUCAAGAGAAUACCUGCAGAGACAAGACGAAAGCUUUCUGGGAAAGGGUUCUUCCCACAGGAGGGAUAUAUUUUGCGGUAUUUGCCUGUUCCUCCCAAUUGUUUGUCCGUACCAGACAUAUCUGAUGGUGUUAGUAUCAUGUCCUCGGAUCUUUCAACAGCAAUGCUGAAAAAGGUUCUGAAGCAAGUUGAGAUCAUCAAAAGCUCACGAUCCGGCACCCCAAAUUUUGAAUCUCAUGAGGUAGAAGCUAAUGAUUUGCAAUCAGCAGUUGAGCAGUAUCUUCAAGUUAGGGGUACUGUUAAAGCAUCUCGCAAUAUAGAUGCACGAUACGGGAUUAGCAAAGAUGCUAGUGAUUCUUCAACGAAGGCGUGGCUGGAGAAAAUGAGAACAUUGUUCAUUAGAAAGGGUUCAGGGUUCUCUUCACGUGGUGUGAUUACUGGUGAUCCAUACAAAAAGGUAAAUGAAAUUGGCAUUCCAUCUGAAAUCGCUCAGAGAAUUACGUUUGAGGAGAGGGUCAACAUGCACAACAUGAGAUAUCUGCAAAAUCUGGUAGAUAACAAGUUGUGUUUGACCUACAGAGAUGGUUCUUCCACAUAUUCGUUGAGGGAGGGUUCGAAGGGGCAUACCUUUUUGAGACCUGGUCAGGUGGUACAUCGGCGAAUUAUGGAUGGGGACAUUGUUUUCAUAAAUAGGCCGCCAACCACACAUAAGCAUUCAUUGCAGGCUCUUUCAGUAUAUGUGCAUGAUGAUCACACAGUGAAGAUAAAUCCCCUAAUUUGUGGCCCAUUAAGUGCUGAUUUUGAUGGAGAUUGUAUUCACCUGUUCUAUCCUCAGUCUUUAGCUGCAAAAGCGGAAGUUUUUGAGCUCUUUUCGGUGGAGAAGCAGUUGCUUAGCUCUCAUAAUGGCAACCUAAAUUUGCAGUUGGCAACUGAUUCGUUGUUGUCACUGAGAGUUAUGCUUAAGACACUUUUGUUUAAAAAGGCAGAUGCUCAACAAUUGUCAAUGUUUCUCUCUUCAGCUUUGCCACAGCCUGCUUUCUUGAAGGGUAACUCUUUUGGCCCUUGUUGGACAGCUUUACAAAUUCUGCAGACUGCUUUUCCUGCCUGCCUAGACUGCUCUGGAGAUAGAUACUUAAUUAGCAAAAGUGACAUAUUGACAGUAGAUUUUAGUAGGGACCUCAUGCAGUCUGUGAUUAAUGAAGUUGUGACAUCUAUUUUCUUUGAGAAGGGUCCUAAAGAGGUUCUCAACUUCUUUGAUUCUCUACAGCCUUUAUUGAUGGAAAAUGUCUUUGCAGAAGGCUUCAGUGUUAGUCUUGAAGAUUUUUCCAUAUCCAGGGAAGUCAUACAAAAUAUUCAGAAGGACAUCCAGGAUAUUUCUCCUUUGCUUUAUCAGUUAAGGUCAACAUAUAAUGAAUUAGUUGGGUUGCAAAUGGAGAAUCACAUCCGAGUAGCAAAAGCACCAGUUGCAAAUUUCAUACUAAAUUCAUCUGCCUUGGGUGACUUAAUUGAUUCUAAGAGUGAUUCAACUGUUAAUAAGGUUGUUCAGCAGAUUGGGUUCUUAGGACUGCAGCUUUCUAAUAAAGGAAAAUUCUAUUCGAAGACUCUGGUUGAAGAUGUGGCAUACCAAUUUCAAAGCAUAUAUCCUUCUGAUGGAGUUGAUUAUCCUUCUGCUGAGUUUGGACUAAUCAAGAGCUGCUUUUUCCAUGGGCUGGAUCCGUAUGAGGGGAUGGUUCAUUCAAUCUCUACUAGAGAAGUCAUUGUUCGCUCCUCGAGAGGAUUGUCUGAACCUGGGACCUUGUUUAAGAAUUUGAUGGCCAUUCUUCGUGAUGUUGUUAUUUGUUAUGAUGGCACAGUUAGAAAUAUCAGUAGCAAUUCAAUAAUUCAAUUUCAAUAUGGGUUGAAUGCUAGAACUAAACCUCAAUUCCCUGCUGGUGAACCUGUGGGUGUCUUAGCUGCUACUGCGAUGUCAAAUCCAGCAUAUAAAGCAGUUCUUGAUUCAACACCUAGCAGCAAUUCUUCUUGGGAACUGAUGAAGGAAAUAUUGCUUUGCAAAGUCAGUUUCAAAAAUGACCUAGUUGACCGCCGUGUGAUUCUGUAUUUGAAAGAUUGUGAUUGUGGGAGAAAGUAUUGUCAAGAGAAUGCAGCAUAUCUGGUUAAGAAUCAUUUGAGAAAAGUCAAACUGAAGGAUACUGCAGUAGAGCUCAUCUUUGAAUACAAGCAACAACAAACUGUAUCAGAAAGUGAAGCAGGCCUUGUUGGUCACAUUCUCCUCAAAAAGGCCGUAUUGAAAGAGUUAAAUAUUAGCAUGCAAGAGGUUCAUAUGAAGUGCCAAGAAACUAUUAUUUCCUUUCGUAAGAAGAAAAAGACUGCUGAUACUUUUAAGAGGACAGAUUUGUUUUUCAGCGAAUGUUGUUCUAUACAGCAAUCCUGUGGGGGCAAGUGGCUUGACAUGUCAUGCUUGAUGUUCUUUUGCCGAAAUACAAAAGAUGAUCAUCUAGAUUGUACUUUACAAGACCUGGUUGACAUCAUCUACCCUGUUCUUCUAGAAACAGUAAUCAAGGGUGACCCCCGUAUCUGUUCGGCAAAUAUUAUAUGGGUUAGCCCAGAUACAACAACUUGGAUAAGAAGCCCUAGCAAGACUCAGAAGGGUGAAUUGGCUUUGGAUGUUGUUCUGGAAAAAUCUGCUGUGAAGCAGAAUGGUGAUGCCUGGAGGACUGUCAUAGAUUGUUGUCUUCCAGUAAUAAAUUUAAUUGACACCCAGAGGUCUAUACCUUAUGCAAUAAAGCAAGUUCAGGAAUUGCUUGGAAUUUCUUGUGCUUUUGAACAAGCAGUACAGCGUCUCUCGACUUCAGUGUCAAUGGUGGCAAGAGGUGUUCUGAAAGAACACCUUAUCCUCUUAGCAAACAGCAUGACAUGUGCUGGAAAUUUGAUUGGCUUCAACUCUGGUGGUUAUAAAGCACUAUCUCGCUCGUUGAAUAUUCAAGUGCCAUUUAGUGAAGCAACGCUGUUUACACCAAGAAAGUGCUUCGAGAGAGCUGCUGAGAAAUGUCACGUUGAUUCCUUGUCAAGCAUUGUUGCAUCCUGUUCUUGGGGUAAACAUGUGGCUGUUGGAACAGGAUCAAGGUUUGAUGUCCUAUGGGAUCGGAAGGAGGUUGGAUUUGAUCAAAAGAGUGGAAUAGAUGUCUACAACUUUCUGCACAUGCUCAGUAGUGCUAGUGGUCCAAGUUCUACUACUACUUGUCUAGGAGAAGAAGUUGAUGAUCUAAUGGACGUGGACAACAUGGCGGAAUGGAGCUUGUCUCCAGAACAUAGCAAUGGUUUGGAUAAGCCUGUGUUUGAGGAUGCGGCUGAUUUUGAGAAUGAUUUAGACUUUCAGCCAGCUGAGUCAAGUUGGGAGAAAGGUGUGUCUUUAGACAAGGUGUCCAGUUGGGAUGUGUCAUCCGCAUGGAAUAAAAAGGCUGAGGAUGGUGACAAAUUUGCAGCAGCUUUGACCAGUACAACGAAGCAAAGUGACUGGUGUGAUUGGGGAACAAGCAAAUCUAAAACACAAGAUGCUGCAGCAGCUGCGACCAGUACAACAAAGAAAACGGAGUGGUGUGAUUGGGGGACAAGCAAAUCUAAGACACAGGAAGUUGCAGCAACUGUGACUGGUACAGCGGAGCAAAAUGAGUGGUGUGAUUGGCGGACAAGUAAAUCUAAAAUACAAGUUGUUGCAGCAGCUGUGACGAGUACAACGAAGCAAUCUGAGUGGGGUGAUUGGGGGACAAGCAAAUCUAAAACACAAGAUGUUGCAGCAGCUGUGACCGGUACAAUGGAAACUGAGUGGGGUGAUUGGGGGAAAGGCAAAUCUAAAACACAAGAUGUCUCUCCGAAAGUGGAUGGAACUUGUGUGAAUGAGCAAACUAAACUGUCUGAUUGGGGACUGAAAAAGAAUGAUACACAAGAUGUCCCUAUGGAAGAGAAAACCUUCAAGUCCAAUGGUGCGGACACUGGAACUAGUUGGGGAACAAUGGGAAAAGAAUCUGAAAAACCUGAUGCUAAUGAUGCACUGCCAUGGUCUGGUUGGGGAACACAAGAUGUCAUUCCUACAAAAACCUUGGACGAUUCUUCCAAAUCUAGUGGCUGGGAACAACAAAAGUCACCAGAAUGUUCACAAGGUUGGGGCUCCCUUGAUGAGUCAAAUCAACCAGCAAGUUCAAAUGGCUGGGAUACACCAAAUGGUUUGGGUAGCACUCAAAGUGAAAAACAGCAUCAGUGGGGACAGUCUAGGGGCUCACGUCGUUGGGCUUCAGAUGCUAGUAAGAAGAAUCAUCCUGUGAAGUCAGCUCGAGUGAUGAAUGAUGAUUCCAGUAUGGCUGCAAUGUACACUGCUACAAGACAAAGAUUAGACAUGUUUACUUCUGAGGAGCAAGAUAUUCUCUCAGAUGUUGAGCCACUGAUGCAGUCAAUCAGAAAAAUAAUGCACCAGUCUGGGUACAACGAUGGGGAUCCACUGUCAGCGCUUGAUCAGUCAUUUAUACUAGAGAAUGUUUUCACUCACCAUCCAGACAAAGCAAUCAAAAUGGGUGCCGGUGUUGAUUAUGUCAUGGUAAGCAAGCACAGCAAUUUCCCAGAUAGCAGGUGCUUCUAUGUUGUCUCAACUGAUGGUCGAAAACAAGAUUUCUCAUACCGCAAGUGUCUGGACAACUUCAUCAAGGGGAAAUAUCCUGAUAUGGCAGAUGUUUUUAUUGCAAAAUAUUUCAGAAAACCUCGUUUUGGAGGAUUUCGUGAGCGAAGUGUUGCUCCAGAGAAUACCGAAGGGGAGAAUAGGAAGUAGACUUCAGUCUCUUGAGGUGUUAAUAUCACUCACAAAGGUUUAGUUAGACACUUGGUUCAUUCCUGACAUCCGCUUCUUUUCAUUUGUACAUAAUAAGCCGAUGUUAAGUGUAUUUACAUCCCUCCAAAACUCACCUUGCACAUAUGCCAACAUGAACUGCCGUCUUUUUCCACAAAUGAGCAGUUCAUUUUGUUCUUGUUAGUAGUGGUUCGACGGCAGCCUGCUAAUUUCUCACAGAUAAGAUAGGGGAAUAGAUGGAAAGCCAUUGUUCUCAGACAUGAGUUAUAAAUUCUAAUGUCUAAUCCAUUGAUCGCAUUCUGCUUUCUAUGUUUCUAGACAUAAAUUUAGCCAUCGUAUCCGUUA